This is a messenger RNA of Cynoglossus semilaevis (tongue sole), 4498 nucleotides long. It is a transcript of the gene esr1, whose product is annotated as estrogen receptor 1. Gene Ontology annotation, molecular function: sequence-specific DNA binding; steroid binding; zinc ion binding. Bases 1471 to 3345 code for a protein of 624 amino acids. The record is from RefSeq and is a predicted model, not a curated record. Gene Ontology annotation, cellular component: nucleus. Lineage: Eukaryota; Metazoa; Chordata; Actinopteri; Pleuronectiformes; Cynoglossidae. The transcript is spliced from 10 exons. Gene Ontology annotation, biological process: regulation of DNA-templated transcription; steroid hormone receptor signaling pathway.
GAGGAAGACAGGAGCAGGACUUUGCUGUAAGAUUUGUUCUGUCAUGAAACAAGCAGUUUAGUAAAACACCCAACGACCCUGUUUAGCCAGCUAUGUAAACUUUAUGAAGAUAACAACAACUCUAGGUUCCAGUCGUUGUAGAUUCCAAAGACAAAACAACUUUGUUCUGAUGCUAUCUUGUUAGAAACAUCUUCAGCUGUCUAAAUUAUGCUAUGGUUUCAGUUCUUUUUUUUUUCUUCUGUUCUUUGAUACAAUUGGAUUUUCAUUUCCUUUCUGGGGAAAUGCUAAGGAAAUAUAAAAAUCAUCAUUAGGCACCACUUGUUUUCCACUUGACCUGACACGUCCUGAAAAUUGGGCUGUUUACUGAGGUAAGAUGUGAGGCAGAGAGGGAAAAGAAGCCUCUGUGCCAAAAGUAGAGUUUUUAUCACUGGGAGGAGGGGUUAUUCUCUUUGCAUAUUUAUUUUAUACACUACGUUUUAAUCAGAAUGUUCCUUCUACCUUGGCAUUUAUAUCCUCUUAUUUGUUUUCUCUGCUGUGUGUUGAGUGAAUGAAUAUUUUAAUUUACAUUUAAUUAUUUUUAGUCUGCAUGAUGAUCAUUUUUCUUUUGUCUCGAUGCCUUGUCCCACAGCAGCAAGGACCUGAUGGAGCUCUGAAAAUGAACAAUCUGUGAACAUAAGUCAUCUAUCGGAGUGAAGGUUUGACCUGCGUGGUUAGAUUUCUAGGAGUCAGUGAUGACACGGGAGAACAGAGGGAGGGGGAGAGGAGGUGGAGGAGGAAAAGAGAGGAAGCAAACAGUACCCGUUCUCCACACUAGACGUGAGGAGGAUUCACAUGUGAGAGGUGAGUUUGUUCUAAUGCUUGUACGUUUUCUUUCUUUUUUUUUAACUCGCUUGUUCGAAUGUUUCUCAUUUACACCAUGAUUUAAUUUGCGUCUUGGUCUCAGGUGUAUUGGAGAAACUGUCUACAAAUAGAUCAUACGUCAUGCUGUUAGUGUGCAGACUAUCAAUUAAAUGAGGAAUACAUAUGCAGAGAGACACGAGCUGCAGUGAGGUUAGUGGUUUAAUUUAAUGUGAACUGCAACCUGGUAAAUAUAUGGAAGGUGGACGUGACGCAGGGAGAAAGUUUUUGUUGUUUACUGUAAGUCAGAGAUGGUAUUUAUUUUGUAUGGGAGAUAGCAUUUCUAUUUGUUUUUACGUUAUUUCCUUCUUUCCUCACCUUUUUAUUAAACAUAAGUAAAGAAAAGAAACGAUGGGAAAAAGAGUUUGGGAAAUGUCUUUUUUUUAUAUUCUUUCAGUGUAAGGGAAGAAAGGGAAGGGCUCUGGGAGAAAAGUGGUCUCUACAAGUUCCCUGGCUUUAUGGAAAAAUAAAAAGACAGAGAGAGAGGGAGGGUAGCUCACAUCUCCACUCCCCCUCCCAGCAAAUGGGAGAGCAAGUCUAAAUCAUGUUGCUUAUCAGUCCUGUUGUGCUGUGAUGUUGCUCAGGCACAGCCCAGCACACAACAGACAGCCUUCUGGACCAGUACUCACAACCAGCACCAGUGCAGCCUUCUCAGAGCUGGAGGCUCUCACCCCGCCACGUCUCUCAGCUCCACUGCGUGCCUCCUUUACUGCCAUGUACCCUGAGGAGAGCCGGGGGUCUGGAGGGGUCGCCACUGUGGACUUUUUGGAAGGGACAUACGACUACGCUGCCCCCACCCCUGCUCAGACUCCUCUCUACAACCACUCCAGCCCUGGCUUCUUCUCUGCUCCUCUGGACGAUGGCACUCAUCAGUCCCUGGGCAGUGGGUCCACCAGUCCUCAUGUGUACGUGCCUUCCAGCCCACGUGUCAGCCCCUUCAUGCACCCGCCGAGCCACCACUAUCUGGAAGCCACUUCAACUCCGAUGUACAGGUCCAGUCAGCAUCAUCUAUCCACUGUGGAACACUGUGGACCCAGUGAGGAGGGGUACAGUGUAGGGGAGUCAGGUGCUGGAGCCCAGGUGGAAGGGUUUGAGAUGACCAAAGACACACGGUUCUGUGCUGUGUGCAGUGACUAUGCCUCUGGUUAUCACUACGGGGUGUGGUCCUGUGAGGGAUGCAAGGCCUUCUUCAAAAGGAGCAUCCAGGGUCACAAUGACUAUAUGUGCCCGGCGACCAAUCAGUGUACCAUUGACAGGAACAGAAGGAAGAGCUGCCAGGCGUGUCGACUUAGGAAGUGUUAUGAAGUGGGAAUGAUGAAAGGAGGUGUGCGUAAGGACCGUAGCCGUGUUUUGCGGCGUGACAAACGGCGUGUUGGAUCUGCAACCAGUGGGAGAGAAGAGGUUAAAAAGGAACUGGACCAAAAAACGAUGGCUCUCGCUGGGGGGAGAAAGCGCAACAGCACCAGCAUCAGUACUGGAGAAGGAAGAGGAGGAGGAGGUGGAGGAAAAUCAGCUGUCACUGCCAUGUCACCUGAGCAGGUUCUACUCUUGCUCCAGGGUGCUGAGCCGCCAAUACUCUGCUCACGUCAGAAGCUAAGUCGACCUUACACUGAGGUCACCAUAAUGACCCUGCUGACCAGCAUGGCUGACAGGGAGCUGGUCCAUAUGAUCGCCUGGGCCAAGAAACUUCCAGGUUUCCUGCGGCUGUCCCUGCACGACCAGGUUCAGCUGCUGGAGAGCUCCUGGUUAGAGGUGCUGAUGAUUGGGCUCAUCUGGAGGUCCAUCCACUGUCCGGGAAAACUCAUCUUUGCACAGGAUCUCAUACUGGACAGGAAUGAAGGCAACUGCGUGGAGGGCAUGGCAGAGAUUUUCGACAUGCUGUUAGCCACCACUUCCCGCUUCCGCAUGCUGAAACUCAAACCUGAGGAGUUUGUUUGCCUCAAAGCUAUCAUCUUACUCAACUCUGGUUCCUUCUCCUUCUGCACUGGCACCAUGGAGCCACUGCACGAUGGCUCUGCUGUACAGGACAUGCUGGAAAUGAUGACAGACGCUCUCAUAUAUCAUAUCAGCCAAUCAGGAUGCUCCGUUCAGCAGCAGUGGAGACGACAGGCACAGCUGCUGCUGCUUCUCUCACACAUCAGACACAUGAGCAACAAAGGCAUGGAGCACCUCUACAGCAUGAAGUGCAAGAACAAAGUUCCUCUGUACGACCUGCUGCUGGAGAUGCUGGAUGCUCACUGCCUCCACCGGCCAUCAAGACCCCCUCAGUCUUGGCAAACAUCUGAGAGAGAAGCCUCUACCACCCUCCACAGCGGCAGUGGCUGUGGUGGAGGUGGAGCUGGAGGUUUGUCUACGACAGGACUCCAGCAGAGUCCCAGCAGAGCCCCCACAGGCCAGGGUGUCCUGCAGUACAGCAGAUCCCGCUCCGACUCCACCAACGUCCUAUGAGGCUGAACGACAACAAGGACAUCUGAAGGUCAAGUUGUUUGUGUGAAUGAUCUGUCCUUCAGAGUGAAAGUGGUUGGAGAACGAAAGACAAAACAUGUGUACAGUGGCUAUUAAAAGGUUUACACAAAUCCACUAUUAAUGCCAGGGUUUUUCUAGAGGUUAUGUGAAACUACUCUCAAUAUUAUCAUCAUUUAUAUAAUUGCUAAAACCAUAAAUAAUUUAAAAAAACAAAACAAACAAACAGCAAAUCUCCUUGAAUAAAUACAAUAAAUCGAAAAAUUGAACACAAGGGUUUGUGUGGUUUUUAACUGCCACUGUAUUAGAAAGUGUUUAAAGGUAAUUAUUUAUAAAUGAGGGUGAUCAAUAUUUUUCCUUAAUGUAUGAUGUUAUUAAUUUGCACUAUUAUUCCUUUCCAUACAAACUCAGCUUCAGUGGAGUUUCAGCUUGUUGUCUUUUCUGUGGUUCUGACUCAACGUUACAGUCAGUCAGUGUAAACGUAAGUCACAAUACUGGGAUUUUUUUUCUUUAAUAACAGAGCAGCUAAUUCACCCCCCCUUUUAAGCCUUAACCAAAGUGCACUUCAUAUGGAGUUUAACAGGCGAUUGUGAAUUAUCAUUUAGACGUUACACUGCGCAGCAGACUCUUAAGGAAACAGAGUCUAAAAAACAGCUUAAAACAAAAUAGGGAAUUUAUUUCAGCUGUUGUAAACUUUGCGGACAAUUUAAAAUUGAUUAGAAAUUGAUUAUUUUACUUAUUUGAAAUAAUAAUAAUAAAAAAUUACUCCAAUCUAUCAACACUUUAUCCAAUUCAGCUCUGAUUUUACAUUAAAGGGAGUUGACUAUACUGUGGGAAAAAUCGUUUUUGUUGUUUAAACUAUGUUUUUCCUGCUAACUUGUCUGUUAAAAAAAAAAAAAAGUUGAUGAAUUAUGACUCAGACUUUUGACCAAAUGCAGCUCUUCAGACCAGCGCAGCCCUGUCUCUGGGUGGUACUGUGUGUUCUAGUGUUGUCCUCAGUUGUCUUCUCUUCUCUAUGCCACUUACAAAUGUUCAAGUCUUAAUGUGUGAUCAGGAAACUGGUGUUCACAGAUGUUCAGUGAGUGUCCUUUAUUUACUGUGCAAAAAUAAAUAAAUAAAAGCUUUAAUUGGGAAAUGA